AUGGCCAGCAGAAAGGGAAACGCCAAAGGGAGCUCGGCGCCAGAGUCGGUGGUUCCUGUUCGAUACCGCUGCAAGGUGGGAGGCGAGUGGAAGCCGAUACAUGCGUUUUCUGAAAAGCAGCAACGCCUGGUCCACCGUCAAGUGGACGCUCGAGAAAAGGUGGAUGCCGCAAAUUCCGGCAUGGUUUGCAUGGAGCACUCUGCCGCCUUUCGCGCCGAACUGCGCUGCGAUCUGUGCGGCUUGAACAAGCCGUACGAUCAGUUUAGCAAGAACAUGAGGAAAUCUGAUGCUCCUGUAACCUGGACAGAAACCCAGGAACCGGGUGUGACGCCAGCGCCUCUGGAGACUGGUCACGUAUCCAUAGAAGAGCAGAACAAGCAAGUGUGGAACAAAAAGUAUACCGACAGCACGGAUUUCUUCCCGGAUGACAUGCUCCCUCAGGCUCCAAUCACUGCCUUGUCCUCGCUGGGAAUCGAUUAUGAACAAGGCUUGACGAGACUAACACGAGAUUCUCGCGUCAAAGGCUCCGCUUCAGUUUCGUCCAGCACUGGGAGCAAAGCCUUUGAUGCGACUUCCAUGCCUCCACACCUUGCGAAUAUAGUCAGCUCACUUUUUCAGACGCAGGGCUGGGCGGCCGCGUCGGAAAAUACCGACAGCGCAAGUCACACGAGCGGUCCGUCUUUGCUGUCUCCCAGUGUCGUUGGAUGGGCCAAUCUUAAUGACGUCCCUGGAAGCUGUGCGUCGGUGACGGAAACAGAGCCUGCAGGCAGCAGCAGCAACAACAGCUUUGUCGAGCGACGUGGCGAAAGGACGAAUGAUCUUCCUCCCCAUCUUCGAGGUUAUUGGAUGAGUGAAGCACAUGGCAAGACGGCGUCUAGAGGCAGUAGCUGUGGCGAAUCAAGCGACGGGGGUUCCGGUUCCAUCUCCACGGCUACGACAGUGCGCAACGAGGAGAUGAUGAAGACGCAGCGACGUGCUCCAAUCCAGUACCAUGCCUGGGAUAAUUCCGGCCAAAUGCAUGGCAAGCUGAAAUCGCCCACCGUCUCGAGCAGUGACGCCUCGUCCACAAACUGCCAGACGCUCGACAACGACGACUGGCCAAGUCUCCCAGUCUCCAGUCAGGGGCCACCACCGCCAAGCCGGAAGGGCGCCUGGCACAAAGCGCCAAGAGCACAAAGGGAAGACGCGACGCAGCACAUGCCGGCCAGACAUAUCGAUCCGGACAUUGACGAGCAGCGAAGACUACGCCAUCGAGGGUGA
Messenger RNA from Ustilaginoidea virens, 1260 nucleotides. RefSeq lists its product as uncharacterized. NCBI's taxonomy places the organism in Eukaryota, Fungi, Ascomycota, Sordariomycetes, Hypocreales, Clavicipitaceae. Bases 1 to 1260 code for a protein of 419 amino acids. The record is from RefSeq and is a predicted model, not a curated record. The transcript has 6 exons.